GGAGACUCUGCUGCCGCAUCUGCCUCCUCCCUACGGCUGCAAAAGAACCCCAUCAUGCCGGGCUGGAAGGAUGAUUACCUCUCCUCGCUGCUCGAGGCCGAGAGGAACAGCCCCGUCAACUUGGCCCUCGUCGACGCCUGUUCCCAACUCAACGACAAGAUAGCCCUCCUCGAGGCCGAAAAGGCCCAAGCAGUACAGCCACCCCUCAGCGCCAGCACUACCACACCGUCGAGCCCACCAAUACCCAGCGCCUCCACCACCCUCCCGAGCACCGACCCCGUCCUCCUCCGACUACGCGCCGACCUCGCCCAAGCUCUACGCCAGAACACAGCCCUAGCCACCCGCCUCCGCGCCGCCACCGCCGACCGCGACCGCCUACAAGGCCUCACAAAGACCCAAGAGGCCACGAUCGCCACCCUGACCACAGAGCGCGGCGCCCUGUCGCGCCGGGUCCGCGACCAGGCCGAGGAGCUGCGCGGCAAGAAGCAGAUGCUCGAGCAGGUGCAGGACGAGGUGCUCACGCUGGAGAUGCAGCUCAACGUGGCGGAGCAGCAAAAGACCAAGAUCGCGGCGGAGAACAAGAACCUGAUUGACCGGUGGAUGCGGCGGGCGGAGCUGGAGGCGCGGGAGAUGAAUGCUGCCAAUGAGAGGGGCGGGCCUGAAGGGACGUGAUGAUGAUUUGAUCAUGACGACUGACGACGGCGGCCUGGAUGCGCGCACGCCAAGACAAGAAAGGUGAUGGUGUGCUAUAGAAGUCUAUGAUACCCUGGACCGGCAUAUAUUUGGUUCCUCUCGUGGAUUUAUGGAGGACAAACGAGGGGUACGAUGAUCAUGAGCGUGUGGACUUUGUUCCAGCUGCCUAUUGAAGAGCAUGUGCAAGUCAAGGCCGGCUCUGCUGAUCUGUUCUAUACGAUAUGCUAUGCUCGCUAUCGUCGCUGUUUACAAGGGGUGUGUGAACUCUCUUCUCUAAUGCAUGUGUGUGUGCAGUGAGUCCUCUAAUCUCCCUCUUCAUGUUCCACCACGUUCUCCAAAAUCUUGGGUUUCCAGAACUGACCAUCCAGGUGCAUCUCUACCCUUCCUCCCCCGAUUUCCAAGAGGGGUAUCAACGUACAGAAAUUGCAUCUACCCGCCCAACAUAUACUGUCGAGGAAGGAGAAAAAACGAGGAAAGAAGUGCCCACUUAUGCCGUAUGUGCCAGAUCAACUCUUGUAUAGAUAUAAAACGGAACACGUCCCAAUGUCCUCCAUCAUGAAGUCGGUUGCCUCGCGCACUGUCUCGGUCUGGUCUUGUCUUUACAAGUCCUGUCCUCCCUCAAUCUUGGUCGUGACAUGAUAGUCUCCUGUUGAGUCGGUCCAGCUGACGCCAUUCUCAGGCCAGCGGUGGCACUCGGGCUCAGACAGGAUACUGCUGGCAAUAUCGUUCUCGUUGUACUUGGAAGAUGUCGUAAACUUCUUGAGCGACACGAUCUUGCAGCCCUUCCUCAGGUCAAGAAACUUGAUCUUGAGUCUCUCGGUAAGGUCGGGCGUGAAGGCCUGGUUGUUGGCCAGGACCACGUCUGCCCGCUUCAUGACCUCGCCGAUGUCCUGGUUGUUAAGGAAGUCGUCCUUCAUGAUGCGGACCUUGCCCGGCUGGAUGCCCCACAGCUUGCACCGUGCCUCAAACUCCCGGUGUUGUUCCUUGGCCAGCCUCGAGGCGUCCUCCAUGACCUCGCAACCCCAGCUCUCGCAGCCGAUCUGCAGGGCCGCCUGCAGCACGACAUUGCCCACCCCAGAGCCGAGAUCGACAAAGGUCUGCUUGGAGGUCAUCUGCAGAUCGGUGCACAACACCUUGGUCACAAAGUUGUGCUUCAUCUCCCCAUAGAUGUUGUC
Messenger RNA from Cryphonectria parasitica EP155, 1868 nucleotides. RefSeq lists its product as uncharacterized. Lineage: Eukaryota; Fungi; Ascomycota; Sordariomycetes; Diaporthales; Cryphonectriaceae. Bases 55 to 672 code for a protein of 205 amino acids. The record is from RefSeq and is a predicted model, not a curated record. The transcript has 2 exons.